AGAGGGCAUGCGUACGCGCAAUCUAAUCUCAUUCAAGGCACCACGUGCGUGAUCGAUUAUCAGGAUUCAGAACCUCUGCCUCCGCCACACUCUCCUCGUGUUCGCGUGGUUAAUUAAGAAUCACGUUGACUAACUCUCAAAGAAGGCGGCGUCUUUCGAUUCCUUCGACCUGACCCUUUAAUUUCUACAUCUGUGUGUCGACUAUGGACUCAAUUAACAAGUGGGCGGCAGGGUCUGCUUAUGGACCAGUGCUUUCGCAAACAGAUUUGUAUCUUCUCCAGUCGGAUCUACUGCUCAAUCCAAUUCUUGCCGGUUCAAAUUCUGAUUUCCAUCUCCUAUUCAACAUUGCCACAGGCCAAACCGGCGGAUUCAACCCUGACGCAAGGGAUAGAGACUUGGCUUUCACUGCUAAAGAUGAACCUGCUACCCUGCCACGAGUUAGCCAGCUUAUUAUCAUUACUGAGAUAUCGCCAUGGUGUACAAUCGUGAAGAACGAGCGAGGUGUUAAUCUUGGAGAUGUUUGUUCGCAGAUCUGGAAAGAUUACUCCGAUCACCAUGUCACCGACGCUGAGUUCGCGUCGCUACCUCCACGACUUCAAGACCAAGUAAAACGUACUGCUACAAUGAGAGGGACGGGAGGAAACUGGUCAGCGUAUUACACACCUGCAGCACCACCUGCGAGGUUCAAACGAUUCGACUGGCUUCGCGAGCGGACUUUCUUUGAUAGGCUGCAACGGAAAGACACGUAUGCAGCUCAAAGACUCGGUUUCAAGGCUCCAAAUAUUUUUGUGAUGGAGUUGACAGCAUGAGAGGCGCUGAUAGUUUGGUAUACUUUUUGUUCGGUGUUCGACAUUGUACUUGCAUACGCUAUGUCUGUCUGUACUUAUAUGAUCCUUGUUAUAUGUAAUGAUUUGUGAAUACCCAUCCUCUUCAGAGUCAAUGUGUACAUCAUAUCUAA
This is a messenger RNA of Lentinula edodes (shiitake mushroom), 958 nucleotides long. RefSeq lists its product as uncharacterized. The record is from RefSeq and is a predicted model, not a curated record. The transcript has 5 exons. NCBI's taxonomy places the organism in Eukaryota, Fungi, Basidiomycota, Agaricomycetes, Agaricales, Omphalotaceae. Bases 204 to 809 code for a protein of 201 amino acids.